AUGGAAAAGUGUUUUGAGUUAGUUCCAGCAAGUGAUGACCAGAAAACAAAGUUUGCCAGUCAUUACUUAAAAAAUGAAGCGACGUAUUGGUGGGAAUCUGUUAAGAAUAUGGAAGGUACAGUUGAGAUUACUUGGGAAAGGUUUAAGGAAUUGUUUUUAGAAAAGUAUUUUCCUAGGUUUCUUCAGGAUCAGAUGGAAUUGAACUUUUUAGAGUUGAAACAGGGAAAUAUGUCUGUGGUUGAGUAUGAGAAUAAGUUUGCGGAAUUGGCCAGGUUUGUGCCAACUUAUGUAGAGACAGAUAGACAGAAAGCAAAAAGGUUCCAGCAAGUUCUGAAGCCUUGGAUUAGGAGCAAGUUAGCUAUUUUUCAAUUAGAUACUUAUGCGGCAGUGGUUGAGAAAGCAAUGAUUGCGGAGGCUGAAAAUGAGUUGUUUCAGAAGUCUAAAGAGGAUAAGAAGAGAAAACCGGAGAAUUGA
Daucus carota subsp. sativus is the source of this 474-nucleotide messenger RNA. RefSeq lists its product as uncharacterized. Lineage: Eukaryota; Viridiplantae; Streptophyta; Magnoliopsida; Apiales; Apiaceae. The transcript has a single exon. The record is from RefSeq and is a predicted model, not a curated record. The coding region runs from base 1 to 474 and encodes 157 amino acids.